Molecule: messenger RNA, 2402 nt
Organism: Physeter macrocephalus (sperm whale)
Lineage: Eukaryota; Metazoa; Chordata; Mammalia; Artiodactyla; Physeteridae
Gene: PHYHD1
Product: phytanoyl-CoA dioxygenase domain containing 1
Exons: 11
Coding region: 1049-2284 (411 amino acids)
Source: RefSeq, a predicted model, not a curated record
UCCACCCGUCCCACCCUACCCACAACCCACCUCUAGCGCGGGGCGGGUGGCCGGGCAGCCACCCGGCGGGCGCGUUCAGACCCGAAAAGGCUAACCCGUGGGAAUCAGAGCGACGGAGACUUUUAAAAAACAUGACCCUUGUUGUUUGUUCCUGAUGGCAAGAGGAAAAUACAAAAAAACACAGGAAAGUUCAAAAAAGAAAAUUUAAACCCACCUAUAGAUUCCUAUGCUGAGACAAUAUUUUGGCAAACAGCCCUUGAAUCUCUAAAAGUUUCAGGGGACUUCCCUGGCGGUCGAGUGGUUAGGACUCCGCGCUUCCACUGCAGAGGUCACGGGUUCAAUCCCUGCUUGGGGAACUUAGAUUCCACAAGCUGCGCUGGGGGGCCAAAUACAUAAAAGGUCCGGGCUUCCCUGGUGGCGCAGUGGUUGCGCGUCCGCCUGCCGAUGCAGGGGAACCGGGUUCGCGCCCCGGUCUGGGAGGAUCCCACAUGCCGCGGAGCGGCUGGGCCCGUGAGCCAUGGCCGCUGAGCCUGCGCGUCCGGAGCCUGUGCUCCGCGACGGGAGAGGCCACAACAGAGGGAGGCCCGCGUACCACAAAAUAAAUAAAUAAAUAAAUAAAUAAAAGGUCCAUCACAAUAUCACAAAAGCUGUCGCCGAUUGCUUGCUUGCUAUAUGUUUCAUAAAGGAGGCACUACUGUGCUCCCCAUCUGUUAGCCUGCGAGUCAGAGAGGGGAAAGCACUUGCCCAGGUUCUCACAAAUUAGGAUACUAAUUUGUAGUUGGCUUUUUUUUUUUUAACUCACAAUAUGUGUGGAACACAUUCCCAUGCCAAUAAAUAUUUUUCUAUCAGCUGUGUUGUAUUUCAGGUAGAUUAAACCAUACUUUGUGUGAUAAGUUCACCUGUGUGCUGGUUUGUUUGAUAUCUGUCUCCUUCCCUAGACUAAGUUCUGAGAGGCAAGCAUCAUGGCUGGCUUGCUCAUGACUGAAUCUCCAGCUCCUAAAACCAUGUCUGGUGCACGGUAGAUGCUCAGCCAAUAUUAGCUGAAUAAAUGAAUGAGUUUCAGGAGGAUGGAUUCCUGGUGCUGGAAGGAUUCUGGUCUGCAGACGAGUGUGUGGCCAUGCAACGGAGGAUUGGCGAGAUAGUGGCUGAGAUGGAUGUCCCUCUCCACUGUCGCACAGAAUUUUCCACUCAGGAGGAGGAGCAGCUGAGAGCCCAGGGCAGCACAGACUAUUUCUUAAGCAGCGGCGACAAGAUUCGGUUCUUCUUUGAGAAAGGCGUCUUUGAUGAGAAAGGAAAUUUCCUGGUCCCUCCGGAGAAAUCCAUCAACAAAAUUGGCCAUGUAGUAAAUAAUGAGAAGAGUGACUGUUCUGUGCCUGGUCCUGGGCUGUGCUUGCACACGCGUCAGCCCGUGGAGUCCUAUGGCAGCCCAGGAGGCAGGGCUGAUCCCACUGUACACAGGAGGAAACUGAGGCUUAAAGGAGAGAAAUCGGUGCUCAGAGUCGGACAGAGCAAGCGGCAGUACCAAAAUUGCUACCAGCUCUGCAUGCCCAUGACCCCGUCUUCAGGUGUGUCACACACUCCCCCAAGGUGCAGGCUUUGGCCAGAAGUCUGGGCCUCCAGAUGCCUGUGGUGGUGCAGAGCAUGUAUAUCUUUAAGCAACCUCACUUGGGCGGCGAAGUCUCCCCUCACCAGGACGCCUCCUUCCUGUAUACGGAGCCUCUGGGCCGGGUGCUGGGCGUGUGGAUUGCUCUGGAAGACGCCACACUGGAGAAUGGCUGCCUCUGGUUCAUCCCUGGCUCCCACACAGGUGAGGCCACCUGCCUCUCCCUGCCCACUCGUCCCCACCCCCCACAGGGGAGGGACCCCGAAUAAAGAGAGGCUAAAGUCCCCACCUUGGCCCGCAGGUGGAGUGUCGAGAAGGAUGGUCCGGGCCCCUGCUGGCUCGGCGCCUGGCACCAGCUUCCUUGGGACCGAGCCAGCCCGGGAUAACAGCCUCUUUGUGCCCACACCAGUGCGGAGAGGGGCCCUCGUCCUAAUCCAUGGAGAAGUGGUGCACAAAAGUGAGCAGAAUUUCUCCGACUGCUCACGCCAGGCCUAUACUUUCCACCUCAUGGAGGCUGCUGGCACCGUCUGGAGCCCAGAUAACUGGGCUUGCCUUCUGCAGGUGUCUGUGCAGACAGGCAGGCAGGAGCAGGAGGCUGGGCUGGCUGCCUUCCCCGAGAUCUGUCUCCGUCUGUCCCUACCCCAACACAACCUCCCCCUAGAGGCAGUCUCACGGCCAUGAAAGGGUUCUGGCUGCUUCUCUGCCGGCUUCUCGGCUUCUCACUCAUUGUCUCCCCUCUCACGUGGAACUCUUGGUCAUUACAGUGGGAGACACUGAAUAAAAAAGACUUCCAAAUGCA